Closterium sp. Yama58-4 is the source of this 804-nucleotide messenger RNA. The record is from the annotation of a GenBank genome assembly. Lineage: Eukaryota; Viridiplantae; Streptophyta; Zygnematophyceae; Desmidiales; Closteriaceae.
AUGGGAAACUGCUGUAUGAGGCCAAGCUGGGACGAGUGGGUGGGCACGGUGCGCUUGCUCAAGGACACAGAGGAGAAUCAGCGGCGCAAGCAGCAGCUGAAGCAGGAGGCUCAGGCGGGCGGGCGCAAGGACAAGGCGCCUGCUCGUGGCAAGGUCACCUCGCCAGAUGUGCAUGGGUCAGGAGGCAAGGGGCGCAAGAGAAAAGCACCAGAUCUCGUGCCGCUGCCCUGCAGGCCUUCUGUGGCGGAGCUCCUAGCGGAUUUCAUCAGCUCCAAGCGCAGCAAGCGGCGGGGCAAGGGCAUGGCGGAGGUGGUGAACGGCAUACGGUGCUACUUUGACCGCUCGCUGCCGCUCAUGCUGCUCUACAAGGAGGAGCGCGACCAGUUCCAAUGCGUCUUCUCCCGCCUCACCGCCGCCGCUGCGGCGGCCUCCGCCUCUGGUGCCGCCGCAGCAGGAGGAGGGGGGGCGGGAGGAGGAGGCGGGAGUGGAGGAGGAGAUGGGACAGCAGGAGGGGGAGAGGGGGCGCGGGGAGGGGGAGGGGGUGGGGGAGUGUCGGAUGCUGUUGCUGCGCCGUCGACUGUACGGCCGUCGGAUAUAUACGGGGCAGAGCACCUGCUCAGGCUCUUCACCAAGCUGCCGGCAAUGCUGGCAACAGUCUACUUUGAGCAGGAGGCCCUGCACCAGCUCUUCCAGAACUUCAACAUCAUCCUCAAGUACCUUCAGAGGAACAGGGCCACCAUAUUUGCAUCUUCAUACGUGGAUGCAGCUACAGCGCUCCAGCCACCCUCAGAAACUCCCCAGUGA